CUCUCUCUUCUCUCUUCUCUCUUCUUCGUGGGGGAUAUAGAACAUGCGAUUCAUCGAUGAAACGAUUGAAUUUUCCGAUUAAAUCUCGAUGGUUGAUGGUCAUCCGGAGGCUAAUUGGAGUCUAAAUCGGCGUAGCCCUAAUAUUAGGGUUUGUCACUUUGGUUCUCAAGAGAAACGACGGCGAAGGUUUCACAGUGGUGGGACAACGACGACGGAGGAUUGGUGGGAUAACGGCGGAGGUCCGGCGAGGUCCACCGGCUAACAAAUCGGAGAGAUAUGGUUCGUCUUCUGAUCUAUGAUUUGUCGGGUAAGGACAAAGAAUGGACACCCGAGGAGCUGGACCAAAUAGCCGAGACAGUUGGUUACGGUGCUCUGAAGUUCAGGUUUUGAUAUGAAGGGAGCUGAUAAGUUUGAAGCGAGCUCGAGUAGGAUAGUGUUUGAGGACAGUGAAGAAGACCUCUCGUGUUCAUCUGUGUCUUCUGCAGAUGAGGAGGAAGAAGAAACAGAGAAAGAGUUGACAUUUGAGGAAAUACAUAAGUUGCGAGCUGAUGGGUCUAAGCCAGUUACCAGGAAACCAAAUCAAGUGAAGAAAAUGGGUCGUGCUAACAAAAACAGACCAGUGGAGUUGAAUUCUAAAAAACCUGUAAGUCGUUAUAGAGAAGUGAUUCAUGUUCCAAAGAAGGUAAUUGUGAAACAUUUGCAUCUCUGUUUCUCUUUAUGUGUUCUCUCUCUCCAAGUGUUUGAUCUUGUGGGUGAAACUUGAGACAUUCUUGUUUGUUAAAAGAGUUUCUCCAAGUGUAUGAUGAACUCCUAGUACAUACUUUCGUUUUUUUGGUUCUCGAGUACUAGUGGUGGUUCAGACGUUCAGUGGUUGUAUUGCAAAUUCGUUUGCAUGAAAACCAGUUUACGCAUCCCACAUUUGUCUAGUUUUACGAGAUGAUCAUCAUGAUUUUUGUGGUGCUGAAGAAGAGAAGAGAAGAGAUGGUUGAAGUUGAAGAUAACAAAAUCCGAUGAAGGAAGUCACCUCUCAUGUGGUUCACAUAGCUCCUUUGAAUUAAAGGACACUUGUCUUAUUCAUCCCUUAUAUGUUGUUUCUCUGUUUAGGUAUAAUAUGUUUGAUGAUCUGAAUUUUGUAAAAUUUUAUUUUUUCUAUUUUAUGUAAAAAAAUAAUAUUUAAAUGAUUGAGCAACCUGAA
This is a messenger RNA of Camelina sativa (false flax), 1195 nucleotides long. Lineage: Eukaryota; Viridiplantae; Streptophyta; Magnoliopsida; Brassicales; Brassicaceae. The record is from RefSeq and is a predicted model, not a curated record.